This is a messenger RNA of Mytilus californianus (California mussel), 12250 nucleotides long. RefSeq names its product neurexin-1-like. The record is from RefSeq and is a predicted model, not a curated record. NCBI's taxonomy places the organism in Eukaryota, Metazoa, Mollusca, Bivalvia, Mytilida, Mytilidae. The coding region runs from base 768 to 5747 and encodes 1659 amino acids. Gene Ontology annotation, molecular function: calcium ion binding. The transcript is spliced from 21 exons.
UUUGACAAAUAUAAAAGACAUUAAGUGCACCAUGUGGAAAUAUCGAAUUCGUCAGCAGGAAUUGAUCCAUAAGACAAAUGUGGUUGAAACGCUGGUUGUGAAAAGAAUAAUAGAUGAAAACAGAUGAUUUCAAGAUCAAUAGAACUUGCAUUAUUUAAAAGCAGAAAUGUGAAAAAGAUGUGAAUCGCCAAACACACGACAUUUCAUUUUGAAUUAUGUUAAGGAAUCCUGGAGCCAAUCAAUACAUGGUGAGAUUGGAUUGUUUGCCACAGCAUGGAUCAUAUUUAUGUGGAGAAUUUAACUAUGAGUUGAUUGGUUGUAGUGAAAUAGUCAUCCAUUAGAAAUCACGAAGCACUUUUAUAAAAUCUUUAUGUUAUACUCCAGCACAAACAGUGCAUCAAUAGCAAUGAUAUAUCCUGAAGUGCCAGAAGUUAUGUGUAAUCAAUAAUUUUCUCCGAACUCUGAUUACAUUUAUGGAAUAGACAACUAUAGACUCUUGGUCGCACAACGAUAUGAUUUUUUAUGGUAAUCAUAACUACGGUUUUAUUAAAAAGCAGUUACAUCAAAGAGAUUCCAAACUUUGUCUGGAUUAGAAUGAUUUUUCAUUACAGUUCAAUUUUGUAUUACUUCUUCCAUUGGAAAUCAAGAAUGGUAAUAUUUGUCGGAAAAUAGUUGAUUGGUAUGAGUUCUGAAAAGAGCAAAAAUUACUUUUAUAUUCUUGCUUGAAUAAGAACAUGUUAACUUAAAGAAUAUAAUGUGAUUUCAUAAUGGCUCUGUUACAAGAAAUGGUGUCAACUGUUUUCUGUAUUGCAGCAAUAUUAAUAAAUGUCUGCACUGCAGGAUUUGAAAUUAAAGGAUCGGAAUUUGCAUUUGUUAAGAUAGAGGAAUGGAAGCCCUGCAGAAAUGGUUCAAUACAAAUGGAAUUUAAAACAACUUUUGAAAAUGUUUUACUAUUUUAUACAGAUGAUGGGGGUAUUAACGAUUAUUUUGAAGUCAAACUUUUAAAAGGAAAGCUACAUGUAGUGUUUGAUUUAGGUAGUGGUAAGAUGAGACUGGUCGCUGGUGAACAAUUACAUGACAAUAUUUGGCAUAAAGUACUGAUAAUUCGUAAAGACUCUUACAUAUCUCUACAUGUCGAUGAUUCUACACACCCUAGAAAAUACCAAGGCAAAGAUCAACUCUUUGGUAUUCAGAAUAAAUUUAAUAAUUAUGUUUUUGUUGGAGGCAUAUCUAAAGACUAUGAAGACAGAACACAGGCCUUGACACUGCCUUCGGUUUUCUUUGAGACCAGAUUUAAUGGAUAUAUUAGAAAUAUUCUUUACAGUAAUUGUGGUGGUCCACUUUUCAGACCAAAGAUAUUGGACUCAUUAAACAUGACAAUGGGUACAAAGGAGUGUAUAACAAAUAGUCCUUGUUUACAUGGUAGUGUGUGUAUUGAAGAAGACAAUGGUGUUACAUGUGACUGUUCAUCGACUAACUUCAGGGGAGAUAAAUGUGAAAUAGAAAAAACUCCAACAGAAGUAACUUUGCUUGGAACACAGUACCUCAUGUAUAAUUUUGUGAAAGAUAACAACACUGAUGAUGGUCUACAGAGCAACGAAGAUGAGAUUGAUCUUUAUUUCCGUACUCAGCAACCUGAUGGAUUACUAUUUUUUAUAGGUGAUAAGACAGACCAUAUCAUCAUCACUCUAAGAAAUGGAGGUGUGUUUGUCCGAGUCAACUUAGGAUCUGGCCCAUGGGAAGAACUUUUGCCAGCCAAUGGCUACAGAUUUGAUGAUAACCAGUGGCACCAUCUAGUGGUUAAAAGAAAAUCGAGAGAGCUCACUACAGGGAAUGCUAAAGCGGUAAUCCAUGUAGAGGUAGAUGGUUCACAUAGACUAGACGGGACUACUUUAGGGUCAUAUGUCAUGUUGCAUAUCAUUACAUUGUAUGUUGGUGGAGGUCCUAGUCCACUUUACAAAAACAGGCCUACACACAAUUUUAAAGGAUGUCUAAAAAAGGUUGUAUACAGUAGUAAUAAAAUAUCUAUGGAUAUCACAACAAUGGCGAUGGAUGGUGAAUUGACAGUAUUUGGUGAUGUGAUCUUCAAUCAAUGUCAGGACAUGGUAGAAUCCCAGCCGGUAACAUUUACAACACCAGAUUCUUACAUCGUAUUACCCAGGUGGGAAGUUGGUAUACAUGGUGGGAGUAUCUCAUUUACUUUCCAAACUAAUGAGCUUAGCGGUGUUCUAAUAUAUAAUUAUGGUUUAACUAAUUUAGACUUUUUUGCUUUUGAAAUUUUAGACGGUUAUCUGAAUUUCUUGAUAAAUUUAGGCUCAGGAACAGAAAAAGUGAAAAUGAAGUAUAUUAGUGAUGGGAAACCACACUCAGUCUCUUUACAUCAUGCUGGUAAAAAUGGUCACAUUCUUCUAGAUGGAAAUAAAAUUACUUAUGCACUAGGAGGUGAUAGCAAUCAUUUAGAUCUGGAUAGUAAGCUGUAUGUUGGAGGUAUUGACAGAUCUAUUAAACAAAGAACAAUGCCAACAGGAAUAUGGGCUGCCAUUUUGAGCAAUGGUUUUGUUGGUUGUCUACAUGACUUAGUUAUGAAUGGUAAUAAGAUAGAUCUGAUCACAGCUGCAAGAAAACAGAUGAUAUCAACCAUCAAGGAUUUCUGUAAAGUAAUGGAGCCUCAGUGUAACCAGGGAUCCUGUCUUCAUCAUGGUGUGUGUCAUGAAGGAUGGAAUCGAUAUAUGUGUGACUGUCGUGGGACUGAUUACACUGGACCUAUCUGUCAGAAAGGUGCCACGACGCUUGAAUUUAAUGGGAACCAGUUCCUGAAGAUUACUAUGGAUGACACAUCAAUAACAGAAGCCGAAGAUAUCUCAUUACGAUUCAGGACAACUCACAAAAAUGGAUUAUUGUUUAUUACAUCGUCAGAUGACUCCCCUGAUAAGAUGGAGCUGUAUUUGGAAUCUGGUUCCGUGAAGCUAGAUAUCAAGAUAGGCCAAAGCUCCAAGGCAUUAAGUUUUCGUAGAAGAGUAAAUGAUGAUCGAUGGCAUACUGUUUACAUAAAAAGAAGAGGAGAGAUAAUCCAGCUGAAAUUAGAUGAAAACCCUUAUAUUGAAGAGAAUCUUGUUGAAAAGACGCUGAAUAUAAAACAGAUAGUGUUAGGAUCAGUCAGUCCCAUGUUAUCAGAUGAGUAUAUACACAGUGAGUCUGAUUUCACCAAGUCAGAGAUCACAAGAAUGCAACAGGAAGAUAAUAUACUCAGGCGUCACACUGGAUAUGUAGGUGCUAUGCAACAAUUUAUUUUUAACAACAAUCACUUUUUUGACCUAGCCAAAUCAAGGAAAAUGGAAAAUAUUGAAGUGACUGCAAAAUUUGACACAGAGAACCCUGUAUUGAUAGACCCAGUGACAUUCAAAUCAAAGGAUGCAUAUGUGAUACUAUCUCCAUUGAAUGCAAAUACUCCAUUUUCUAUUUAUCUUAAAUUCAAAACAACUGAAGCAGAUGGAUUAAUACUUUUUAACGGAGGAAGACAGGAUUUUUUAGCCCUUGAACUUCAAGAUGGAAACUUACAUUAUAUUUAUAAUACUGGAAAUGGUGCCAGGAGAAUAUUUGUCAACACACGUAAGAAACUCAACGACAAUUUGUGGCAUGAUGUCUCAUUAAUAAGGACAAGUGUAGAACGACAGCUGAUCAGGGUAGAUGACAAUCCUCCUACAAUGGAAGACAUGAAUGAUUUCCCAUCUGUACACUUUAACCUUGACGAUGACCUUUAUAUAGGUGGUGUGAAGAGGACAAUGUUCAAUACUUUACCGAGUCGUAUUUCAUCUAGACAUGGAUUCCAAGGAUGUCUAGCUUCAAUAGAUUUAAAUGGAUUUAGACCAAACCUGUACACAUUAGCAGGACAAAACAACAAUGGUAUAGCCAAAAACUGUCAAGGUCCCAGUAGUGGUUGUAAAGUAGACUCUUGUCGCAACCAUGGAAGAUGUGUACCUCACUGGAAUUCUUAUACAUGUGACUGUGAUAUGACUUCAUUUACUGGUCCUACUUGUGUUGAUGAGAGUGUAUCCUUUUCCUUUGGUCGUAGAGGAGGACUGAUAACAUAUGAGAGACCAAAAGGGAAAUACUAUGACACUACUGAGGACCAGUUUGCAUUAGGAUUUGCUACAUCACAACUUAAUGCCUGUCUUUUUAGAGUAGAAAGUGAAAAUUCUAAAGACUUCAUUGAGUUUUCAUUGAAUAUGGGGAAUAUUUUAAUAUAUUACAACAUGGGAACACAAAGAGAAAUUCCUAUUGGUGAAAUGCUGAAAACAUUCAAUGACAGGAAGUAUCAUGUGGUCCGAUUUAAACGGUCUGGAUCUAACGCCACACUUACCAUAGAUGAUGAUAAACCUAUUGUAAAGAUACCAGACAUUCACAAACAAAGAUGGAAUAUUUUUAACAACCAGGCCAGAAUAUAUAUUGGUGGUAUGAAAAGAAAUAAAGGACGUUUAGAGAAAACAUUCCAUGGGACCAUUUCUGGUCUUGUAUUUAAUGGUCUUCCUUUACUAGAAAAGGCAGCAGAAGGGGGAGAUAGAAGAAUAUCUAUAGAGGGUGAUGUAAGGCUAAAAAGGAGAGAAGUAAUGCAGUCAACUAGAGAAACUAGAAAAACAUUCAUCAAGCAAAAAACAUUCCGUAAAGACACUGUGCUCAAUAACAAUGAAAUUAAUUCCAUUGUAAAUACAAAGUCUAGAAUUGAAAAAAGGGAGAUAAGUAAUGACAAUACAGAUGUCUCUUAUUAUGACGACUUUUCCAUCAUACUAACUGUGGAUGAUGAAGAUGAUGUUAAAAAUACACAUAUUGACGAUUUUAGUGGAGACUCAGUUUACAUUCCUUUAAGAGAGGAGGAUCCCGCUAUUACUCUAUUUCCACAAAUAAAUCAGUUUAAGGAUACUAGUAUAGUCGAGACUGAUAUUAGCUUACACGAAGAUUCAAUACAUAAAGUAAUUCCUAUAGCAAACCCACCAAUGUCUCCUACAACAAUAUCUAAUAAACUGAAAUUGCCGGAUCCAGCUAAAUAUCCAAAAGACAGAGGGAGAGAACAAUCUGUUGUUAUUGAUGGUACUGAUAAGUUGAACAUUGAAAUAUCUCCUGUUCAGACAACUCCCAUGCAAGGAAUUGCUGACGAAAUCAUAGUAUCAACUGAAGAUGGCUUGGAAUGCAUGAGUGAUGAUGAAGAUGAAUGUGUAACGUUCAGUGGUGCUGGGUCAGCUGAUGACAUCAUUCUACCAACAUCAACAAUCAUAACAUUCUCAACGCCAAAACCACCAGAAACCCCUCAGCCAAGGUACUUAAAUAUCUACCAUCAACAAAGGCCACAUCAAAAAUUACAGCCAAAACAACUAGACACACAUCGGCCAAGUACAUUAAAGAAUAUGAAUAGAAUAUGUGAAGGUGGGGCUGAAGGAUGCAUAGAAACAAGUCAGCCUAACAUAAUUGUGACUACUUUAAGAACAGAAUCCCAGGGUCCACCAGACCGUGAAGAUGAUAAGAAAAAGUUAGCGUUAUUUAUCGGAAUAGGUGUAGGUGUGGCAUUUACUGUAAUUAUUCUAAUUAUAGCAUUGUAUAAAUUCCGAAGUAGAGACGAAGGAACAUAUAAAGUAGAUGAAAGUAAAAACUUUGCUUACUUAGAAUCUAAAAGUUUACAAGGUAACGGUGCAAUAAUAGGGGCAUCUAAUAUUAAGCCAGGAAAGAAGAAAGAUGUAAAGGAAUGGUAUGUAUGAAGGAAGGAAGAAUGGAUGUUACAAGGAAUAACAAUUUUUUCUAUGAUAUGGAGAUUUAAGUGUGACUGCGAUGCUUGUUGAUGUGAUGAUUGCUUUCCAUUUGUUAUUUCUUUGCUCAUAUCAUUAUUAAUGAUUACUCCCGCUAGACUGUUUCCAGUUUUGUGGAUGGAAAGUCAUUUGGGAACAGUGCAAUACACAUUUUUGAGAUUCAAUGGGUAUGAUGAUACAUAGUGAAUGAUACAUACUGAAAAGAGCUUUGUAGCUUUGCCAAAAUGUUAUAGAUUAGGUCAGCCCAGAGUUCAUGGUGAACACAUGUGUCAUUUUUAGAAAGUACGAUGUAGUUUAAACUCACACAAUGUUUUUUUUAUAGAUGAUGAGAAAUUAUGUUUGACUUGUUUAAUUUUUUUGUGUAAUACAUUUAAAAACUAUGUUCAACUGAAAAAGUUUGAUGCAGACAUUUACUUUUGUAAUUGCUGUUAGCCUUCACCAAAAGAUAUUUCACUUUUGAUCAUUUGUAUAAUUUGAUAGAAAUGCAUAAUAUUAUUGUGAUCUGCAGUGAAAAUUCAAAUAUUCAUCCAUAUCAUUUUUCAUUCUUCUUUGAAAACUAAUUUAUAAAGUAUGAAAUAUUUUGCUGUGGUUUUACUUUUAAGUUUGAGUGUAUUUUUUUAGUAAUGGACAACUAGCUUAAAAUGCCAUAAAUGCUAUGUUCAAGGCUGGUGCUUCAAAUUUGGUUUCAUUUCAUUUCCAAAUUCAUUUCUCUAUUUUUCACUUAUUAGAUUUAUAUUGCUUCAACUUUACUUACUAGUAAUACAUUGCAUAAUUAACAUUAAUGCCUUCAUACCAUCACCAAUAUACAGCUACUGGAAUACAAGUCACUAGCCUGUCAACAUAGAGGUCGUGAGUAGAACCCCAUACAUAGCAGGUGCGUUUGACUCCAAUCUCAAUUGACUAGGAUUGUCAGUUUUCCUACUAAAUGUUGUGGUUCUCUCCGGGCACUUCAGCUUCCUCCACCAAUAUAAACUGAUUGCCACGAAAUAGCUAAUAAUGCUGAAACUGGCAUUAAACACCAAUCAUUCAAUCAAUCAAUCAAUGGAAUACAAGCAUGCAAACUAAAUAUCUUAUAUGCAAACAGAGAAUCUUAUAAUCUUUCAUAAAAUAAAUGUUAAGAGAAAGUUUUAUUGUAACAAGUUAAGCUUGUCUUUGAAGUUAAUUGAAUAAACUUUCUAAACUUUGGAAACCGGUAGAUCCCCACAAUGUCUCUAAUUUACGUUUACAUUAAAAAUGCAUAUAAAGACAGUUACAAAAAUAUUUAGUUGAUAAGAAAAUAACAACAUAGAAAUUUAUACUAGUUUUUAUCUGCUUCAGUGGGAAUACUUUAACAUAUUUUGUAUGAAAGUAUUAAAAUUAAGAAAUACUAUUAUUCAUGGGUAGUAGUAAUAGGACACAGUUAUGAUUGUACAAGGGGGACUUUAAUUGUAAUCACUAACGCUAUGACAAAUUUAGUAAAUGAAAACAGUGUAAGUUUGUAAUAAAAAGUUAAGUGUGAAAUUGGAAAAAUAAUUGAAAUUUUCAUCUUCAUUGUUUUACUACAUCUGUAGACACAAAUCACUUUGAGGCAUGUUAUGAUAUACUGUUAUGCUUCUGUCCAUCUGUUCAACUAUAUCUUUCCUUAAAUUAUGCUUAAACUGAGUGUUUCACAAAUUCUAUACAACGGUGACUUCUAAAAGGACAGAUCCCUUCCAAUUUUGUUGGUUUGUUGUAACAAAGUUUUAGGACUUUAAAUGUUGAAAAUUUUACAGUUUGAAGCGUGUUUGGCAUAAAACUCAGUUGUACUGUUAAACAUCUUUCAAGUUUGAUAAAUUACAAUUUUCACAAAAAUUUUGUUAUAUCAAACCUGUAUUGUAUGUUCUCAAAAUACUCUGUGGUUAAUUUAUUGGUGACGGUUUGCCAAUGUGUUUACCUUUUGAUGAAAAUACUUUAUUGGUAAUUAAUAUCAUGUGUAAUAACAAAUUCAAUAAUUUUAGAGAUUUGAUUGUUGCUUUCAUGAAGUUCAAGGUAUUAUGGGACCAGUUAUUUUUUAGUAUGAAUGUGCAAUUGUUAUUGUUAACAUAGGGGUGAAUAGUUAGCUUCAGUAUCUCUUUUUUUUCCAUAUUACUUUUUUUAUUCAUUUUUAAAUAAACCCUCUUUUCCAAAGUCUUCCCUGUUGGGCAAGUGAGCCUAUCAUAAGUCAUCAUUCUAAAUAGUCUCAAGUAGGCAAAAAAAAUGUCAGAGAACUGUGUAUAGAAAUAGUGCCUAUGUUUAUUCAUGAAAUUGGAUAAAGUAUAUAAAUUCACUUUUGUAUAUUGCAUAUCUUUAUGUCUAUCUGCUUCGGUUAAUUUCAAUAUAAAGUCAUCCUGAAAAUGCAUGACAAAUUUGCCACUGGAUGUAAAUGAAUAAACAAUCAAUCAAUCAGACACCUAAAGUGAUAUAUUGAUGAUACCAUUUGGGUAACUUCGACUUCAUCUAUUGUUUAGUGACUUUGGUAAAGUAACUUUUAAGUUUUAAAUUUAGAUAAAUACCUUUGAUGCCCAUUAUGGUAUAGAAGUUAUAUUUCACCAUCACAAACCAGAUGCCCUUAUCAGUUAGGAAUGUAACCACUGGUUCACCAUUUUAAUUGUCUCGCUUUGACAGAGUCAAAAAGCGAGACAUAGGUAUGCUGUUUCCAGUGUCGGCGGCGGCGGCAUCAACAAUGUAUUAGUUUGUGAUUAGGUCUAGUUCAUGGUGAACCACUAGUGGUAAGUCAAUGAUAUUUGGUAUGCAGUUGUAUUAGCAUUGGCACAUCUCAUUACCAUGGAGAUUAUUUGGCCCCGCCCCCUCAGUCAAGGCCUAUUGACUUUGAAACUUUUCAUAGUUUACAUGCAUUAGUUUGUGAUUAGGUCAAUUUAUGGGGAACCACUAGUGGUAGGUCAAUGAUAUUUGGUAUGCAGUUGUAUAAGCAUUGGCAUAUCUCAUUUCCAUGGAGAUUUUUUGGCUCCGCCUCCUUAGUCAUGGUCUAUAGACUUUGGAAAUUUUGCUAAGUUAACAUGUAUUAGUUUGUGAUUAGGUCAGUUCAAGGGGAACCAUUAAUGGUAGGCCAAUGUUAUUUGGUGUUCAGUUGUAUAAGCAUUAGCACAUCUCAUUUCCAUGGAGAAUAUUUGGCCCCGCCCCCUCUGUCAUGGUCUAUUUACUUUGAAACUUUUGCUUAGUUUACAUGUAUUAGUUUGUGAUUAGAUCAGUUUAAGAUGUACUGCUAAUGUUAAGUCAAUGAUAUUUGGUAUGCAAAUUCAUUGGCAUUUGCAAGUAUCGUUUCCAUGGAGAUUAUAUAGCCCCAUCCCUGAUCAUGGUUCAUUGACUUUGAAACUUUUACAUAGUUUACAAGUUAAUGUUUGUGUUUAGGUUUGUUUAAAGGGAACGACUUAUAAUAAGUCAAUGGUAUUUGGUAUGCAGUUGUAUUAGCAUUGGCACAUCUCAUUCCGUGGAGAUUGUUUAGCCAUGUACCUUCAGUCAUGGUUCAUCGACUUUGAAUAUUUGCAUAACUUACAUGUCAAAGUAUUGCUAUUUUAAUUUCAGCAUUUGCAUUAUCAAAUUACAAAAAGGCGAGACAUAUCUCUGUGAUAACAGUUUAUUUAUAAGUUGUUUUUUAUUUAUUUGUUGAUGAGAUUUAUAUCCCUAUAAGUGCUAUUGCUAAAUUAUCCAAUCAUUCUAGUUGUUUGUUAUAUUUGCAACAUUUACACCAGUGUAUAUUUCACCAAGAGAGAGUGUUUGUUAUUUAUCAUUGUUUUGUUAUAGCUGGUUGUUAUUUGGUUUGUCAGUUAUUAUCGCAUAUCAAAUAGAAUUUUGAAGUUCUUACUUUGCUCAUCAGAAAAAAAAAUAGAUUUUGUACAUAAUGUUAUGCCCUUUAGUAAUUGUUGUGUUUAGUAUUAAAUGAUGUAAAUAAAAUUUCUAAUUCUGUUAAGCUAGGUACACACUUUAUAUUGUGGAACUGUCUUUUUACCUUGCCUUGUAAAAUUAGGGAUACAGGAAAAAUAUAGAAACUUGUCAAUAAAUAAUUAUAAGAAUUUUGUUAAAAUUGUUCCAAAUAUUUAUUGCUAUUGAUAGGGACAGCCAUCUUCAGCCAUAAUACUGGAUAUUUAUUGAGAUUAUUUGUAUUUAUGUGAUCUCAAAAUAUUUUAGCAGAUGUUCUAUUUCUGUUUUGUAUUUUUGUCUGAGUAUCAGUUUUGUUACAUUUUGACCGUAAUUACAUAUUAUUAUAGUCAGUGGAGGGUUCAAGGAUUACUAACUGUCUGAAGAAAAGUUACCUGUAUUCCGAUGAACAUUAAUGACAACAUAAGGAAAUAUAAAAUGAAAUGCAGAAUUAAAUUAUAGUUUUGCUAUUUUACCAUCAAAUUUUUUAAAAUUUGGAGCAAUUUUGUGUAUUGCUGAAAAAGUCUGGGUUUGAGAUGAUUUAGUGUAAUGUGUUAAUUUUUUUCAUCCAUUUUUUGGAAUGCAAGAGAGUGGUUGACCUUGUGGUGUAUAUUAUUUGUUUGUUCAUUUGACAUGUUUACCUUUGGCCAUAUAUGGUACACAUCUAAGCAUAAAACCAUGAUCAAAUAUAUAUUUCUUUAAACUGAUCUCAUAUGGUAGUGAUUUUUUUUUACUUUUUUGUCAUCACAUUAACAAAUUUUACUCAUUUUUAAAAGUUUUUUUUUGAAGAUCUGUUAUUGUUUCAUGUCUGUGCCAUAUUUUGUUAUGUAUAUUUUGAACAAGCGACUGUGUAUUCCGUUCUACAAAGUUUUUUCUUUAAUUAUGUUUACAGUUGAAUAAAAAAAAGUCAAGUGUGCCAUAAAAAAUUUGAAAUGAAGGUAUGUAUAUUACAUAUAGUCAUUCAUAUUUAAUAAAACACCACAAGGGUCCCAGUCCAAAUUGGGAUCAACUACCAAAAGUUAAAUUCUUUAUUUCAGGUUUUAUAUUGUGUUUUUUGGCCUUUUGAUAAUCUGUGUCUGUGCUUCUCAAUUAGAUUUUUCAGUAUUUGAGUUCCAAGGUGUCAACAUGACUGACAGUUCCUCUUUUACAUGAUUCGAUGAUAUAUAAAAUUUUCAUCCAAUUUUGAAUUGAUAUUUCAGCACUCUAAUGAUUUCAAAACUGUUAAAGGAUAGAAAUGGGUAGAAUACACACUUAGUGCAAAGUGUAUCAAGCAUAUUCAUUCAUUAUCCACACCAUCUUUAACUACACAGUUGUCCAUGUUGCAGUUGUUUCAUGCUGUGUCUGUCUUCUUCCAAGUCUUCUUGAAACUGAGUAUCUUGCAUCUGACAAACUUUAAAAACUUGUGGGAUGAAAUGAUAUGACUAAACCUACUAGAAAUGUAAUGCAUAAUCAGAUUAUUUAUAACUGACCUGGAAAAAUAUUACUUAGCUGACAUAUCAGACAUUCCAGAGGAUAAUUUUAAAUUUUCAUAUUUGUGCUUUUUGAAUGUAAAAGAAAAAAGUUGGCUGGAUACAAAUUUCAAAGUGUAUAUAUUGUUUUUUCUCUAAAAUGUCUAUAUACUGUUAGUACAAGUACAUCCAUUCCAUUAUGUUGUGAAUACUUGCCUUCCAUGAUAUCACAUCAAUUUAGUAUCUCAUAGUAAGAAAUAAAGUAUUGUACAGUUAAUGGUCAGGCAAAAAGAUCAACAUUUCAUACUUGUUCAUUUCCAUAUUUUUUUAUCGACAUUUCAGUUCUUUAAAUGCCUUAUAUUCAUAAGAGACGGAAUGAUUAUGGCUUAAUUCUUCAUAGUAGAUGUUUUGAUUUUGUAACAGCUAGUAUGUGUAAAAAGUACUUUAUUCUAUCAUUGAAAAUUUAUAUUCUUUCUGACAACUGACAACAUAUUUCUAAUGCUUAACUACCUUAAAAUCACUAAAAAUUCCUUUUUAUGCCCCACCUACGAUAGUAGUAGGGGCAUUAUGUUUUCUUCUCUGUGCAUCGGUCCGUUCGUUCGUUCGUUGGUUUGUCCGUCCGUCUGUCCCGCUUCGGGAUAUAGUUUUUGGUCAAGGUAGUUUUUGAUGAAGUUGAAGUCCAGUCAACUUAAAACUUAGUAUACAUGUUCCAUAUGAUAUGAUUUUUCUAAUUUUAAUGCCAAAUUAGAGUUCUGACCCCAAUUUCACGGUCCACUGAACAUAGAAAAUGAUAGUGCGAGUGGGGCAUCAAUGUACUAUGGACACAUUCUUGUUCAGAUAUGCAGUUACGUAAAAAUAUGAGUUUAUUCAAAUUAAGGUAUUUUCUUAUUGGUUUUUAGCUUGAACUUAGUUGUAAUGAUAAAGCAUUGUAAAAUUAUAAUAUGCACAUGCUAAUGAAAAUACUCAUUCUUUGAAUAUGAAAUAUUCCAAUGCUCUUGCAUUGGCAAAGUGUUGUAUGUGAUCACCAGAAUUUUAUGGUCAGACUUCUAGUCCUUUGUCCUAGUCUCAUUAUAGUACCAAAUUGUGUGUAUGUAUUUACUGUCUCUUUUAUACAAUAAAAUAUGAAAUUAUUUA